AAACUCCAAAGCAUAUAUAUCUAAUAUGUAGUUAUAGGAGCUCUUAUGCAAGUAGAUUUAAUUUUUGCAAGGUAAACCAACUGGCCUAAGGUUGAUGAUGUCAGAAUAUUCUUCCAUAUUGAAUACGGCAACUUUCAACCUUUUGCUCAUGUCUAUUUCUUCCAAACUUAGUUAUAAAUUAGUUCUAAAAUUUAGCAAGAUAUUGAACUGAGAGAAAGAAAAAAAAGAGAAUAUAUUCAAAAAAUUUAAGCUCUCAAAUUAAACAUGGUGAAUCUAAGAGAUCUUCUCUUACGAUAUAGCGUUAUGAUUUUCAUGUUACAUUUUAUUUGGUCAUCAAAUAAUAAAUUGGUCAUAGCAGAUGUAUCGGCUAUUUUUAUAUUUGGCGAUUCGACCGUAGAUGUUGGAACUAAUAAUUAUUUAAAUGGAAGUCUUGCUACAGCAAACAAACCUUAUUAUGGAAUUGAUUAUCCACACCACACUGCUACUGGAAGGUUUAGCAAUGGCUUUAACCCUGCUGACUACAUCGCAAGGUACUUGGGUAAUUAUAAGAAAAGCCCGUCAGCUUUUUUAGCCUUGGUUCAAAAAACUUCAACAUUUAAGAGUAGCAUAUCACGUGGUGUCAACUUUGCAUCAGGAGGAUCUGGAAUUCUUGAUGAUACUGGAAAUCGUGGAUUUCAUAAUGUAGUAUCACUUACUCGACAAAUAGAACAAUUUCAAACAGUACGUGGGAACAUCACAGAAAUAUUGGGAGAUGUCAAAGCUUCAAAGCUGAUUGCAAAUGCGUUCUACCUUAUAAGUGUGGGAAGCAAUGAUUUCUUCGAUCAGUUUCGUUAUAAUUACAAUAUAUCUGCAGCUGAACUUAUCUUUGAUCUCACUGAUACCUUUGCCAAUCAAUUACAGAAUUUAUAUAAUUUAGGUGCAAGGAAAUUUGGAAUUUUUGGGAUCCCUCCGAUUGGAUGUUGUCCGGCAAUACGUGCUGUAACGCCUGGUGGUGCCUGUAACGAGACACUUAAUAGUUAUGCUCAAAUAUUUUACAACGCAACAUUCAACUUGCUGCAACAUUUCAGCUCAGCAAAUCCAGAAAUGAAUUUUUCACUUGGAAAUUCUUUCUUGAUGACAAAGGGUGUCAUUGAUAAUGCAGCUGCAUCAGGUUUCGUAGAAGUUAAAGAAGCGUGCUGUGGUACAGGACCUUUCAAAGGAAUCGAUAAAUGUACCCAAAAAUCUGAUCUUUGCAAGAAAAGGGAUGAAUAUUUGUUCUGGGAUAGGUUUCACCCAACUCAGAAAGCAGCUAAAAUGGCAGCUUUGACACUUCUUUAUGCAACUGGACAGGAAUUUGUAAUACCUAUCAACUUCUCUACAUUGGCAACUAUUCAGCACUGAAAUUAUACCUACUAUACGUAACCAAAAGCAAGUUAAGAAAAAUAAAAUAGCUAGUUAGCACGGAAUGUUCUUCAAUUAUCAAUAAAUUUGAUUUUGAUCUACAUGAAAAGUAGAUUAUUUUGUUCGUUUUGUAUAAAUAAUACAUGGGCUUUUGUCUAAUAUUGUAAUAGCAAAUGUUACUGACGCUAUAUACUUGACAAAAGCAGCAUAUAUAUAUUUGGUCUAUUCCAUCUAUAUCAUGCUUAGUUUUCUUGUUUAA
This is a messenger RNA of Capsicum annuum, 1639 nucleotides long. RefSeq names its product GDSL esterase/lipase At5g33370. The record is from RefSeq and is a predicted model, not a curated record. NCBI's taxonomy places the organism in Eukaryota, Viridiplantae, Streptophyta, Magnoliopsida, Solanales, Solanaceae. The coding region runs from base 265 to 1380 and encodes 371 amino acids. The transcript is spliced from 5 exons. Gene Ontology annotation, molecular function: hydrolase activity, acting on ester bonds.